Colletotrichum abscissum is the source of this 546-nucleotide messenger RNA. RefSeq lists its product as uncharacterized. Lineage: Eukaryota; Fungi; Ascomycota; Sordariomycetes; Glomerellales; Glomerellaceae. The coding region runs from base 1 to 546 and encodes 181 amino acids. The transcript is spliced from 3 exons. The record is from RefSeq and is a predicted model, not a curated record.
AUGCUGGAGUACAUUCUACGCUAUUUCGACGAUGGUGCGUGGUUGAGUUCUAAGUGGAUGGGCGACAUGAUGGAUAUGAUGGCAGCCAACGUCUUUGGGAGAUUCAGAGAGUUUGCACUCAUCCGCUCUAUGAAGACAGCAAACAAGAGAGAGUAUAAGUUCCUCGUCACGUCCGCCGAUCAAAAAGUUGUCCCGACUGGGAAUGAUGUCAUUUACAUGAACCAGGAAGCUUUCGAAAGCAAAGCGGCGCGCAUGUGGUAUGAUAAUGUGAGUUUGCAAAGCCGCUACCAUCCUCGUCUUUUCACGCCGAAUGGGAUGCUGACCAGUCGUCAGAACUGCAUCGCACUUAGCUACCUCGAGAUUGGUGUUGAUAGCAAACUCAAGCAUUACACCAUCUGCGAUAGUGAAGCCGAAGACAUGGAGCACUGGAUCCGUGACUUCCGGGCCGCACUGAUCAAACUACAAGUGCUACAAAUUGAAGGAUGGAGAUGGCAAGUUGGACGAUCCCGUCUUCCCGCCGCCCUUCGAUGCAGCGGCAAUGAUUGA